AUGAGAGCGACACUCGAGUUCAGUGCUUCCCUUCUGUGUGGACUCACCAGAAUGAUAAAGCCAGAACAAGGGGGCCACCGUUCGAAUGAGAGUGAUGUGAAUAUGAACAAUACAUAUCCCGCAAAACACCACAACAGAAUCGCUUGUCCUGACAUGCACAACAGCAAUAUAUCGAAAUUCCUCGGAGCCAAAUGGAAGUCAAUGAGUGCAGAAGCAAAACAACCGUACUAUGAAGAACAAACACGCCUGAGCAGAUUACACAUGGAAGAACACCCAGCCUAUCGUUAUCGACCCCGUCCAAAACGCACUUGUAUUGUGGACGGUCGAAAGUUGCGAAUAUCGGAAUACAAGGAGCUAUUAAGGGCGAGAGGUGAUAUAUCCCGACGCCAAUGGAUUGGACCAGCUAAUGUCAAGACGCAAAAUACUGCGGACGACACUCCUGGUGAGUCCGAAGCAUCAAACUUGACUACUGGCUUC
Molecule: messenger RNA, 477 nt
Organism: Opisthorchis viverrini
Lineage: Eukaryota; Metazoa; Platyhelminthes; Trematoda; Opisthorchiida; Opisthorchiidae
Exons: 2
Biological process (GO): regulation of transcription by RNA polymerase II; cell fate commitment
Cellular component (GO): nucleus
Molecular function (GO): RNA polymerase II cis-regulatory region sequence-specific DNA binding; DNA-binding transcription factor activity, RNA polymerase II-specific
Source: RefSeq, a predicted model, not a curated record